This is a messenger RNA of Daucus carota subsp. sativus, 3095 nucleotides long. Its product is annotated as protein VACUOLELESS1. Gene Ontology annotation, molecular function: actin binding. NCBI's taxonomy places the organism in Eukaryota, Viridiplantae, Streptophyta, Magnoliopsida, Apiales, Apiaceae. The record is from RefSeq and is a predicted model, not a curated record. The transcript is spliced from 15 exons. The coding region runs from base 312 to 2834 and encodes 840 amino acids. Gene Ontology annotation, cellular component: HOPS complex; lysosomal membrane; endosome. Gene Ontology annotation, biological process: intracellular protein transport; vacuole fusion, non-autophagic; endosomal transport.
UGGUAUACGGGCAUUUUCUCGCGGAAAUGGUACUUUUGUAGAUUGCUACUUCGACCAGUAAAGGAAAAGAAGAUUGGCGGUAGCGAUGAUGAAUGAAUUGGCUUCACUGUAGCACUAAAGUAACAGACAGUUUGAAAACAUUCCAAGAGCUUUGUUCCAAUUCAUCAACUACCUCCUCACUCAUCACAAUCUCUCUCCCAUAACUCUCUCUCAAUCGAACCACCUCCUCACUAAUCUCUCUCUCUCUCUCACUAUCGAUGCCCUAAUUCUUCGUAUUAAUUAAACACUUGAUUCCAGAACAUUCUAUAAUAAUGGCAGCAACAGUCUCAGUGGCCGCGGAGUGGCAGAUCCUCCACGAUCGCUUCUACCGCAAGCCGGAACUCUACCAAAUGCAAUGGAAACACGUGGAUCUCUCCCGCAACAAAGUCGCCGCCGCUCCCUUCGGCGGUCCAAUCGCCGUCAUCCGCGACGACUCCAAAAUCGUCCAGCUCUACGCCGAAUCAGCGCUCCGAAAACUACGGGUAUUUAAUUCUGCCGGCCUCCAGCUCUCCGAACUCAUCUGGCGAAACCCUGGGGGACGGCUAAUUGGAAUGUCCUGGACCGAUGAACAAACCCUAGUUUGUAUUACUCAGGAUGGAAGUGUUUAUAUGUACAAUAUCGAUCUCGAGAGUAUCGGUAGUGCUGUUUCGAUGGGGGUUGAUUGUUUUACGAAUAGUGUGGUGGAGUGUGUGUUUUGGGGGAACGGUGUGGUUUGUAUUAAUGAGGCUUUUCAGCUGUUUUGUAUUCAGGAUUUUAGGAAUCCUGUUCCGUGCCAGUUGGCGGAUACUGGGAUUGAGGAUUUUCCGCUUUGUAUGGCGGUGAUUGAGCCGCAGUAUACCAUGUCGGGGAAUGUGGCGGUGUUGCUUAGUGUUGGGGAUCAGAUUCUGAUUGUGGAGGAGGAUGGGGUUCAGCAAUUGGGUGUUGAGGUUGGGCCCAUUCAGAAGAUGGCGGUUUCGCAGACUGCUAAGUUUUUGGCCGCGUUUACUCAUGAUGGGCGGCUUUUAAUUAUGCCUACAGAUUUUUCGGAGAUUGCAUUUGAGCAUACAUGUGAGUCAGCCCUUCCUCCUGAGCAGCUAGCUUGGUGUGGAAUGGAUACUGUAUUACUCUACUGGGAUGAUAUGCUUUUAAUGGUGGGUGUUGAAGACUCCGUACAGUACUUUUAUGAUGAACCACUUAUCAUUAUCCCAGAGUGUGAUGGAGCAAGAAUUCUUUCUAACACAAGUAUGGAAAUCCUACAACGAGUUCCAGAUUCCACUGUAUCCAUCUUUAAGAUUGGUAGCACAGAACCUGCAGCACUACUUUAUGAUGCUUUGGAACAUUUUGAUCAAAGAAGUGCCAAGGCUGAUGAAAAUCUGAGAUUGAUACGCUCCUCGCUGCCUGAAGCAGUAGAAGCAUGUAUUGAUGCUGCUGGUCAAGAAUUCAGCAUUUCCCAACAAAGGAAACUACUAAGAGCUGGGAGUUAUGGCCAAGCGUUUUGCAGUCAAUUUCAGCGAGAUCGCAUCCAAGAGAUGUCUAAAAUUUUACGGGUUUUAAAUGCUGUACGUAACCCGGAGAUUGGUAUUUGUCUAAGUAUUCAGCAGUAUAAGUUGCUUACACCGUCUGUGCUGAUUGGCCGUUUGAUAAAUACACACCAUCACCUUUUAGCAUUGAGGAUAUCAGAGUACCUUGGCAUGGAUCAAGAAGUGGUGAUUAUGCACUGGGCAUGUUUGAAGAUUACAGCAUCAUCUGCAAUUCCAGAUAGCACUCUUUUGGAGAUCUUGCUUGAAAAGCUAAAAUUGUGCAAAGGGAUAUCUUAUGCUGCAGUUGCUGCUCAUGCAGAUAAGAACGGCAGGAGGAAGUUAGCAGCUAUGCUUGUAGAAAAUGAACCACGUUCCUCCAAACAGGUUCCUCUCUUGCUAAGCAUAGGUGAAGAAGAUGCAGCUUUGAUGAAGGCAACUGAAAGUGGUGAUACUGAUCUUGUUUAUCUCGUCUUGUUUCACAUCUGGCAAAAGAGGCCAGCCUUGGAGUUUUUCGGGAUGAUCCGAGCGAGGCAACUGGCGCGGGACCUAUUCUCAAAUUAUGCACGAUGCUAUAGACAUGAAUUUCUGAAGGACUUCUUUCUCUCCAGUGGUCAGCUUCAGGACGUUGCUUUUUUGUUGUUGAAAGAGUCAUGGGAACUAGCUAAGAGUCCAAUGGCAAGCAAAGGAGCACCUCUUCAUGGUCCACGCAUAAAACUUAUUGAAAAGGCUCAUAACCUUUUCUCAGAAACAAAGGAACAUCUUUUUGAGUCAAAGGCAGCCGAAGAGCAUGCAAAGUUGUUGAGAAUUCAACAUGAAUUAGAAGUGACCACCAAGCAGCCAAUUUUUGUGGAUUCAAGUAUCAGUGACACAAUCCGCACAUGUAUUGUACUGGGAAAUCAUCGUGCUGCUCUAAAAGUUAAAACUGAAUUCAAGGUUUCAGAAAAGCGAUGGUAUUGGCUUAAAGUUUUUGCCCUGGCAACAAUUAGGGACUGGGAUGCACUAGAGAAAUUUUCGAAGGAGAAAAGGCCACCAAUUGGUUAUCGGCCUUUUGUGGAGGCAUGUACGGAUGCAGAUGAGAAAGGAGAAGCUUUGAAGUAUAUCCCAAAAUUAGCAGAUCCUCGAGAAAAGGCUGAGGCCUAUGCUCGAAUUGGCAUGGCAAAGGAAGCAGCAGAUGCUGCUUCACAGGCUAAAGAUGGUGAACUGCUAGCACGUUUGAAGUUAACUUUUGCACAAAAUGCAGCAGCUUCAUCAAUUUUUGAUACUCUUAGGGAUCGUCUGUCCUUUCCAGGGGCAUGAUCAUCUCUGCAAAGAUGUAAUCCUCUCUCUCAAAUUUUUAUUGUGACAAAAUCAUAGUUAACCCUUUUCUGUGUAUUUACUAUGUUAGUAUAUAAUAUAAUGAGAAGUUCCGGGUCUCUGUAAAGUUUAGCGGCUGUUCAUUUCCUUUAAUUUUUUUGUAAAUGUUUUAUAAUGUGUGCUGAACACUGCAUAUUUUGUGUGUACACAACUAUUUGUAAUUUUAUUUUUUAUUUUUAAAUGUCAUCUACUUUUCGGAAGCAA